Messenger RNA from Erinaceus europaeus (western European hedgehog), 818 nucleotides. It is a transcript of the gene CCL20, whose product is annotated as C-C motif chemokine ligand 20. Gene Ontology annotation, biological process: positive regulation of GTPase activity; immune response; cellular response to interleukin-1. The transcript has 4 exons. Gene Ontology annotation, cellular component: extracellular region. The coding region runs from base 63 to 356 and encodes 97 amino acids. Lineage: Eukaryota; Metazoa; Chordata; Mammalia; Eulipotyphla; Erinaceidae. Gene Ontology annotation, molecular function: chemokine activity; CCR chemokine receptor binding. The record is from RefSeq and is a predicted model, not a curated record.
AUCGUAGCACUCUCAAGGUACUGGGUACCCAGCACUGAACAGAUCUCUUCUUCGAGCUGAGAAUGGCGUGCAGUAGCCAGAGGCUGCUCCUGGCUGCUUUGAUGUCAGUGCUGGCACUCCAUCUCUGCAGUGUGUCAGAAGCCUCUGGCAACUUUGACUGCUGCCUCCAAUAUACAGUACACGUCAUUCCUUUCAGGCAUCUUCGGGGAUUCACUCAACAGUGGGCCAAUGAGGCUUGUGACAUCAAUGCAGUCAUUUUAAUCACAAAGAGAGGAUUCUCUGUGUGUGCAGAUCCAAGAAAGACUUGGGUAAAGAAAGCUGUGCGUAUGCUCAGCCGAAAAGCGAUUAAGAUUUAAUAACUUAACAAUGCUCUCUGCAGUGGAAUUGGACACAGCUCAAGAACCUUGAUGAUGUCAACACUUUGACCUGAACAUCAUUUAGUGUUUGGCACAGACCUGAUCUGCACCUUACUUGAUUGGGUGUGUCCAGUUGAUGAAGUUGAUUCAUAUUGCAUCAUAGUUUGCUUUGUUAAGCAUCAUUAGAGUUAGACUCUACUUUAUGUUAAGUUAUUUACAUACGUGGGUUUUCCCUGUGUUUUGCUAUUUAAUACUAACUUUCCAUAAGCUAUUUUGUUUAGUAUAAGGUAUACUAUUAUAUUUGUAGGAAGGAGGUUGCAUAAGCUUUCUUGGAAGCAGUAAGCUAUUUUUUUUUAAAUCCUGUUGAACUUUCUUCUGCUUACAUAACUUUGUUUCCUAAACUGUGACAAUUACUUUGUAAAAGAGAAAAAAAUGUAUGCAAAUAAUAAAUGCUUAAAAAGU